Messenger RNA from Leptonychotes weddellii (Weddell seal), 7108 nucleotides. Lineage: Eukaryota; Metazoa; Chordata; Mammalia; Carnivora; Phocidae. The record is from RefSeq and is a predicted model, not a curated record.
CCGCCGCAGAAGUGUCUGCGCCUGGACCCGGCCGCGCCCGUGUGGGCCGCCAAGCAGCGCGUGCUCUGCGCCCUCAACCACAGCCUCCAGGACGCGCUCAACUACGGGCUCUUCCAGCCGCCCUCCCGGGGCCGCGCCGGCAAGUUCCUGGACGAGGAGCGGCUCUUGCAGGAGUACCCGCCCAACCUGGACACGCCCCUGCCCUACCUGGAGUUUCGAUACAAGAGGCGAGUUUAUGCCCAGAACCUCAUUGAUGAUAAGCAGUUUGCAAAGCUUCACACAAAGGCAAACCUGAAGAAGUUCAUGGAUUACGUCCAGCUGCACAGCACGGACAAGGUGGCCCGCCUACUGGACAAGGGGCUGGACCCCAAUUUCCACGAUCCUGACUCAGGAGAGUGUCCUCUGAGCCUUGCGGCCCAGCUGGACAAUGCCACGGACCUGCUGAAGGUGUUGAGGAAUGGCGGUGCUCACCUGGACUUCCGCACUCGAGAUGGGCUCACUGCAGUGCACUGCGCUGCGCGUCAGCGGAAUGCGGCAGCUUUGACGACCCUGCUGGACCUGGGCGCUUCACCCGACUACAAGGACAGCCGCGGCCUGACGCCCUUGUACCACAGUGCCCUGGGGGGCGGGGAUGCCCUCUGCUGUGAGCUGCUUCUUCACGACCAUGCUCAGCUGGGGACCACGGAUGAGAAUGGCUGGCAGGAGAUCCACCAGGCCUGCCGCUUUGGGCAUGUGCAGCACCUGGAACACCUGCUGUUCUACGGAGCUGACAUGGGGGCUCAGAACGCCUCAGGGAACACAGCCCUGCACAUCUGUGCCCUUUAUAACCAGGAGAGCUGUGCUCGGGUCCUUCUAUUCCGUGGAGCUAACAAGGAUGUCCGCAAUUACAAUAGCCAAACAGCCUUCCAGGUGGCCAUCAUUGCAGGGAACUUUGAGCUUGCAGAAGUCAUCAAGACCCAUAAAGACUCGGAUGUUGUACCAUUCAGGGAAACCCCCAGUUAUGCAAAGCGGCGGCGGUUGGCUGGCCCCAGUGGCCUGGCUUCCCCUCGGCCCCUGCAGCGCUCAGCCAGUGACAUCAACCUGAAGGGUGAGGUGCAACCGGCAGCUUCUCCUGGACCCUCGCUGCGAAGCCUCCCCCAUCAGCUGCUGCUCCAGCGGCUGCAGGAGGAGAAAGACCGAGAUCGGGAUGGUGACCAAGAGAAUGACAUCGGUGGCCCCACAGCAGGCAGGGGCAGCCAGAGCAAGAUCAGGUAGGAGGCAUCUGGGAGGCCCUGUCGGUGCCUAGAUGCCAGAUUCCCCGCCCCUCCCCGCCCCCCCUCCCCUCCUGGCCGGGGCCCGAAGCGGAAACUUUACAGCGCCGUCCCCGGCCGCAAGUUCAUCGCCGUGAAGGCGCACAGCCCGCAGGGCGAGGGCGAGAUCCCGCUGCACCGCGGCGAGGCCGUGAAGGUGCUCAGCAUUGGGGAGGGCGGUUUCUGGGAGGGGACCGUGAAAGGCCGCACGGGCUGGUUCCCGGCCGACUGCGUGGAGGAGGUGCAGAUGAGACAGUAUGACACACGGCAUGAAACCCGGGAGGACCGGACGAAGCGCCUUUUCCGCCACUACACAGUGGGCUCCUAUGACAGUCUCACUUCACACAGUGAUUAUGUCAUUGACGACAAGGUGGCUGUCCUGCAGAAACGGGACCAUGAGGGCUUUGGUUUUGUGCUCCGGGGAGCCAAAGCAGAGACCCCCAUCGAGGAGUUUACACCCACACCAGCCUUCCCUGCGCUCCAGUAUCUUGAGUCGGUGGAUGUGGAGGGUGUGGCCUGGAGGGCCGGGCUGCGCACAGGAGACUUCCUCAUCGAGGUGAACGGGGUGAACGUGGUGAAGGUCGGGCACAAGCAGGUGGUGGCUCUGAUCCGCCAGGGCGGGAACCGCCUCGUCAUGAAGGUUGUGUCUGUGACAAGGAAGCCGGAAGAAGAUGGGGCUCGGCGCAGAGCCCCGCCGCCCCCCAAGAGGGCCCCCAGCACCACGCUGACCCUGCGCUCCAAGUCCAUGACGGCCGAACUUGAGGAACUUGCCUCCAUUCGGAGACGGAAAGGGGAGAAACUGGAUGAGAUCCUGGCAGCCGCCGCGGAGCCUACACUGAGGCCAGACAUCGCAGAUGCUGACUCAAGAGCCGCCACGGUCAAACAGCGGCCCACAAGUCGGAGGAUCACCCCUGCUGAGAUCAGUUCUUUGUUUGAGCGCCAGGGCCUCCCAGGCCCAGAGAAGCUGCCCGGCUCCCUGCGGAAGGGGAUUCCACGGACCAAGUCUGUAGGGGAGGAUGAAAAGCUGGCGUCCCUGCUGGAGGGACGCUUCCCGAGGAGCACAUCAAUGCAAGAUUCAGUGCGCGAGGGCCGUGGCAUCCCGCCCCCGCCGCAGACCGCGCCGCCACCCCCCCCUGCUCCCUACUACUUCGACUCCGGGCCGCCCCCCGCCUUCUCGCCGCCGCCCCCUCCAGGCCGCGCCUACGACACGGUGCGCUCCAGCUUCAAACCCGGCCUGGAAGCGCGCCUGGGCGCUGGGGCCGCAGGCCUGUAUGAUUCCGGCUCGCCCCUGGGUCCGCUGCCCUACCCCGAGCGGCAGAAGCGUGCGCGUUCCAUGAUCAUCCUGCAGGAUUCCGCGCCAGAGGUGGGCGACGUCCCCCGGCCCCCUCCCGCAGCCACCCCACCAGAGCGUCCCAAGCGUCGGCCGCGGCCGCCGGGUCCCGACAGUCCCUACGCCAACCUGGGCGCCUUCAGCGCCAGCAUCUUCGCGCCUUCCAAGCCUCAGCGCCGCAAGAGCCCGCUGGUGAAGCAGCUGCAGGUGGAAGAUGCUCAGGAGCGCGCAGCCCUGGCUGUGGGCAGCCCUGGCCCAGUCGGCGGCAGCUUCGCCCGCGAGCCCUCCCCGACGCACCGUGGACCUCGGCCAAGCGGUCUCGACUACGGCCCUGCGGACAGCCCCGGCCUCACGUUUGGUGGCCCAGGUCCAGGCAAGGACCGGCGGCUGGAGGAGCGGCGCCGCUCCACCGUGUUCCUCUCGGUGGGAGCCAUCGAGGGCAGCCCUCCCAGUGCGGAACUGCCCUCCCUGCAGCCCUCCCGCUCCAUCGAUGAGCGCCUUCUGGGGACCGGCCCCACCACUGGCCGUGACCUGCUCCUGCCCUCCCCCGUCUCUGCUCUGAAGCCAUUGGUCAGCGGCCCAAGCCUUGGGCCUUCAGGCUCCACCUUCAUCCACCCGCUCACCGGCAAACCCCUGGACCCCAGCUCCCCCCUGGCCCUCGCCCUGGCUGCCCGUGAACGGGCUCUGGCCUCCCAGGCGCCCUCCCGGUCCCCUACGCCCGUGCACAGCCCUGACGCUGACCGCCCUGGGCCUCUGUUUGUGGAUGUACAGGCCCGCGACUCUGAGCGAGGGGCCCUGGCCUCCCCAGCCUUCUCCCCAAGGAGCCCGGCCUGGGUUCCUGUGCCUGCUCGCAGGGAGCCGGAGAAAGCACCCCGGGAGGAGCGUAAGUCGCCGGAGGACAAGAAGUCCAUGAUCCUCAGCGUCCUGGACACAUCCCUGCAGCGGCCAGCUGGCCUCAUCGUCGUGCACGCCACCAGCAAUGGGCAGGAGCCCAGCGGUCUGGGGGCUGAAGAGGAGCGUCCGGGCACCCCAGAGCUGGCCCCGGCCCCCACACAGUCAGCAGUGGUGGCGGAGCCCCUGGCCAGUCCCCGGGCCCAGCCCCCUGGCAGCACCCCGCCAACAGACCCUGGGCCCGGCCAGGGCAGCUCGGAGGAGGAGCCAGAGCUGGUAUUUGCUGUGAACUUGCCGCCUGCCCAGCUGUCCUCCAGUGAUGAGGAGACCAGGGAGGAGCUGGCCCGCAUUGGGCUGGUGCCACCUCCUGAAGAGUUUGCCAACGGGGUCCUGCUGGCCACCCCACUUCCUGGCCCAGGUCCCUCGCCCACCACGGUGCCAGGCCCGGCCUCAGGGAAGCCGAGCAGCGAGCCACCCCCUGCCCCUGAGUCUGCGGCUGACUCAGGGGUGGAGGAGGCUGACACACGCAGCUCUAGCGACCCCCACCUGGAGACCACGAGCACUAUCUCCACGGUGUCCAGCAUGUCCACCCUGAGCUCGGAGAGUGGGGAGCUCACCGACACUCACACCUCCUUCGCCGAUGGACACACUUUUCUACUCGAGAAGCCACCAGUGCCUCCCAAGCCCAAGCUCAAGUCCCCGCUGGGGAAGGGGCCGGUGACCUUCAGGGACCCGCUGCUGAAGCAGUCCUCGGACAGUGAGCUCAUGGCCCAGCAGCACCAUGCCGCCUCUGCUGGGUUGGCCUCCGCUGCCGGACCUGCUCGCCCUCGCUACCUCUUCCAGAGAAGGUCCAAGCUGUGGGGGGACCCCGUGGAGAGCCGGGGGCUCCCUGGGCCCGAAGAUGACAAACCAACUGUGAUCAGUGAGCUCAGCUCCCGCCUGCAGCAGCUGAACAAAGACACACGCUCCUUGGGGGAAGAGCCGGUUGGUGGCCUGGGCGGUCUGCUGGACCCUGCCAAGAAGUCGCCCAUCGCGGCAGCUCGGUGAGCAGGGCAGUGUGGGGAGGGUCCUGUCCCAUGUCCAUGGCCCCAUGUGUUCUUCCUCUUGUGCAUCCACAGUUUCCUCUGUUCUUCCUCCACAGUCCAUUCUAUCCCAUUCCUUACCUGUCCAUGGCAUCCCUCCCUGUCCACUUCUGUCCUUUUUAUUCACCCUUGCUGUCUGUCUGAGACAGAAGUCUCUCUCAGGGAUCUGAAAUAUCAGGGCUGCUGUUCUCUCCAUCCCUGUUGGUGCUGGGAAUGGGAGCUGGGCACCCAUGAGAGACCCAGGCAGGGCAUGAGCACCUCCCAACCCUCCUGGAGACUCCCUGCCUCGGGUUCAUGUGGGCUCUCACUCUUUUGCUCCUGACCAAAGCUGCUUCUACUAUUAAGGGUUGUUCUGUGGUCCAUUCUGGAGUUGCCACCCCCCCCCCCAACCCGCCUCGUGGCCAUGUGGCUGGUGCCACCAUUCCUGUAGCUGCCUCCUGCCUUGCUUCCUUUUGAGGCUUAGAGUACAUGGACUCCUUUUCCUUUGGGGGCCCACCACCAACUUCCUGUUUUCUGUCUCUCAGCUCUGCCUCAGUAUCCCUUAAACACAGAUUCCAGUGUAUGAUUUUCAAAGUGCAUUUAGAAGCCAUUCUUUGGUGGAGGUCACACCACCUCUGCACCCUCCAUCUGCCCUCUCGCUUUUUCCAUACCUUCCCUGUCUGUCUGUCUUCUCUUCCCACCUCCUACCAGGGUGGGGGCUGAGCAAGGGGCUGGGGUGCUGUUCUGGUAGAGCUGCCAGAGCCCCUGGGCUGAUCCCUUGGAUAUUUCCUCGAGGACCCCAUUCCCAAGGCUCUGCUCCUGAAGGGGAUCCCCCUCGGGCCUGUGGGCUCCAUGGAUACAUGGGAGAACUGGUUCCUGCCCACGGUGCUGGUCUGAGGCAGAGCUGGUCAUCCCCUGGCUGGCCCUUGUCUGCCCUCUUCAAGCUGCCUUUGCCUUCUUUGCCUCUUAGGCCCUCCUCACUCUUCUGGCUUUGUCGGGGAGUGUGUGGGGUGCCACCGCCUGGCUCCUCCUUCUUGCUCCCUGAAGACUAACCUAGUGGGCCCUUUCCUGUCGUCAUUGGAAGGCACAGUUCACAAAGCAGUGAAGGGUUCAGGUCUGAUAAAGGCUUGUCUGAUUUACCUUCUUCCAGUUAAGGACUCAAAAGAUAAGUUGGGGCUUGGGAAGCUCAUGGUGCCUCUCCUAAGUAGUCCAGGAAUGUUGUCCUUCAGCUUCUGUCAUCUCAGGGGCUUGCUCUGGGGCCCUCUCCCCUUUUUGCCUCUUCCAACUCCCAGCUGAAUGCGAAAGCCCGCUGUCCAGCAAGGCAAUGCUGAAAGUGCCCUGAGAGUAGGCAUGGGUAUGUCCAGGGGUGUCUGUUUGGGAUGAGCAGCCCGGAUCCUAGGCCUCUGCAGGACCUGACCCCCUGAGGGUGGGGGUUCCCUGACCCACCCUCGACCAGCCCCCAUCUUCAUCUCUGCUUCUCCUCCCUUGCCCGGCCCUCCAUUCCUCUGUGUCCCGAUGAACAUCAAAGCCAUUUAAAGUGGGCAGCACAGGGCCUGGUACAGUGUAGGCCCGCAAUAAACAUUUGCUGAACAGAUGAAAGAACUAAGCUAAAUGCAAGCACUGUCUUUUGCGAUUUGAAAUCUAGGGAGGUGGCUUAAGACAAAUACCACCGAAGGACAGACGCAUGAUUCAGAUUUACUGGUUGCCGAACCCCAUGUCAGGCUCAGGUGAGCCCGAGUCGUGUCAUUUGCUCUGCUGGCUCCCACGGGCAGCUGGGCAUCCUCAGCAUUUCUCCUCUGUCAGGGAAAGGGUCUCUUGUUCCAUGGCCCUGGGUUGCACCAGGACACUGUGUUUGUUUUCUUUUUUGGAUGUGGGAUGGGGAAGGGUGGGACCCGCAGUAGCAAACUUUACAUCCCAUCUAUUCCACAGGUCCACUGGAAAAUGAGCCUCUUUCACUCAGUAGUUCUUGCAAAACUCCAGCCUCUGACUGGCUUCAUGUGGGUCCCCUGCUUUCCUCUGAGUGAAUCACUGGGGUCAGGGAGAUGUAAGGCUGCCAUUGGCUAGGCCUGAGUCAUCUCUCUCCUAGGAGCCAGGGCAUGGGGUCACCCCACCUAGCAAACAGGUGCUGAGAGUGAGGGAGGGUGGUUCUUCAGAGGAGAAUCAGGUACUGUUACCAGGGUUCCAGAUGCCAGAUGACCUAAAACACAUGUCCCCUGUGACAUGGCCCUUCCCAACUUCAGCAGCUUGCUUAAUUCCCUGGCAUCAGCUUGGAGUCAGAGGACCCUGGAUUUCAACUCUCAGCUAGCUCCAUCUGGGCUCUGUAGUCUUGGACCAGCCCCUUCUGUGAACGUCAGUCCUUCCCAUGUGAGAUGAUGAGGGUGACACACAGCAUCACCUUGAAGCACUGAGCUCAGGCCUGCAGCAUGGUGGGUUCUCACUAUGUGUGCACUCAGCCAGGCCCUUUGUGGGAAAUAAGAGUGCCAGAUACCAGGGGCGCCUGGGUGGCUCAGUUGUUUGGGCAUCCAACUCUUGACUUC